GCAGGCGAGAUGUGGCUGCUGCUGGUGGCCCUGUGCCUGGCCCAGGGGCUGGAAGAUGCCAUCCCAGAUGCUGAAGUGUCCCACAACCCUGAGAGGUUCAUGAACAUUAGCCAGAAGAUCCUUUUCCACGGCUAUCCCAGCGAGGAGUACGAGGUGAUGACAGAGGAUGGCUACUUCCUGAGCCUCAACAGGAUUCCCCACGGCAAGGGGGGCGCCGGGCUCUCAGGGCCCAGGACCCCGGUGCUGAUCGUGCACGGGUUUUGCCUGGAUGGUGGUGACUGGGUGGACAAUUUCCCCGAGAGCAGCCUGGCCUUCAUCCUGGCGGACGCGGGACACGACGUCUGGAUCGGGAACAACCGCGGCAGCAGCUGGUCCCGCCGGCACCGCAGCCUCUCCCCGGCCUCCGAGGAGUUCUGGGACUUCAGCUUCCACGAGAUGGCCAUGUACGACCUGCCGGCCAUGGUGGGCUUCAUCCUGAUGCAAACGGAGCAGGAGCAGCUGUUCUACGUGGGCCACGCUCAGGGCAGCUCCCUGGGUUUCAUAGCCUUUUCCAGCUUGCCACAUCUGGCCGGGAAAAUCAAACUCUUCUUUGCCCUGGCUCCUGUGUACACCUUCCGCCACGCCCGGGGCCCCGUGUUAAAGCUGGCCUUCCUGCCAGACCUGCUGCUCAAGGAGAUUUUUGGAACCAGAGAGCUGGUUCUGGUGCCGAGGAAGGAGAAGCUGCUGCUGGCUGAGAAGUGCAGCCAGCCACUGGAAGCUGAAGCGUGUGCCAACAGCAUCUUCCUGGUUGGGGGGUUUGACUGGAACAACUUGAACAAGAGCCGACUGGAUGUGUACAUAUCUCAUUUUCCAGACUACACAUCAGUAAAAAACCUUCUGCACUGGGGACAGACUGCAAAAUCUGCCGAGUUCAAGCAGUUCGACUACGGGCUGAGAAACAUGGAGAAGUACAACCAGCGGAGGCCUCCCUUUUACCAGCUCGAGGCCAUGAGGGUGCCAGUGGCCCUGUGGAGCGGGGGGCACGACUGGGUCACCCCCCACGAGGAGACCCAGCGCUUGCUGGCCCACCUCAGCAACGUCGUGCACCACGAGCACUUCCCCGACUGGAACCACUUCGACCACCACUGGGGCCUGAACGCCCCCCAGCGCAUGUACCAGCGGAUGGUGGCCAUGAUGGAGGAGAAUCCAUGAAUCCAUGGAUCCAUCCAUCCAUCCAUCCAUCCAUCCAUCCAUCCAUCCAUCCAUCCAUCAAUGAACCCAUCCAUCCAUGGAUCCGUCCAUCCAUCCAUCCAUCCAUCCAUCCAUCCAUCCAUGAACCCAUCCAUCCAUGGAUCCGUCCAUCCAUCCAUCCAUCCAUCCAUCCAUCCAUCCAUCCAUCCAUCCAUCCAUCCAUCCAUCCAUCCAUCAAUGAACCCAUCCAUCCAUGGAUCCAUCCAUGGAUCCAUCCAUCCAUCCAUCAAUCCAUCCAUCCCUCCAUCCAUCCAUCAAUGAGCCCAUCCAUCCAUGGAUCCAUCCAUUGAUCCAUCCAUGAAUCCAUCCAUGAAUUCGUCCAUGGAGCCAUCCAUGGAUCCAUCCAUAGACCCAUCCAUAGAUCCCUCUAGUGAUCCAUCCAUGGAUCUGUCCAUGAAUCCAUCCAGGAAUCUGUCCAUGGAUCCAUCCAUCAGUCCAUCCAUGGAUCCAUCCACGGAUCCAUCCAUCAGUCCAUCGAUGAAUCCGUCCAUGAAUCCAUCUGUGGACCCAUCCAUUAAUCCAUCCGUGAACCCAUCCAUCCAUGAAUCUAUCCAUGAAUCCCUCUAUGAAUCUGUCGAUGAACCCAUCAAUCCAUCCAUCAAUCCAUCCCUCCAUCCACCCAUGAAUCCAUUCCUGCAUCCAUCCAUGCAUGCAUCCAUCCAAUCAUCCAUCGAUUCAACCAUCCAUCCAUCCAUCAAUCCAUCCAUGAAUCCAUCAAUGAACCCACCCAUCCAUAAAUCCACCCAUAAAUCCCUCCAUGAAUCCAUCCAUGAAUCCACCCAUAAAUCCCUCCAUGAAUCCAUGAAUCCAUCCAUGAAUCCAUGAAUCCAUGAAUCCAUGAAUCCAUGAAUCCAUGAAUCCAUCCAUCCAUCCAUCCAUCCAUCCAUCCAUCCAUCCAUCCCCCACCCCCCCAUCCCUGUGCUGCCCUAGGAUGGAGGAGCUGCCUGUUCCCCUGUGGGUUUGUGUGAGGGAUGCCCUGCAUUAAAACGUCCCCUGUCCCCUGUUCCGCACUGAUUUAAGGCUUUCUAAUGCAACGCUGUGAUUUUUUGCCCGCCCUGUGUCUGUAGAGAUUCCAAUAAAGUCUUGCAUCACAGCCAAGCUCCAGCCCUUGGCUUGCAGGAGA
Messenger RNA from Serinus canaria (Common canary), 2353 nucleotides. Its product is annotated as putative lysosomal acid lipase/cholesteryl ester hydrolase. The coding region runs from base 10 to 1191 and encodes 393 amino acids. Gene Ontology annotation, molecular function: hydrolase activity, acting on ester bonds. The record is from RefSeq and is a predicted model, not a curated record. Lineage: Eukaryota; Metazoa; Chordata; Aves; Passeriformes; Fringillidae. The transcript has 9 exons.